AGGCAGGCAGGCAGCGGGCAUGGCGGCGGCGACGGCGCGAGGGGCGGCGCGGAGGCUGCUGCUGCUCCGCGGCUGGGAGCGACCCGGGCUGAGAGCAUUCGUGGGCCCCCAAAGGCCAGAAGGGGAGGUGGAUAAGGCCCAGCGGGCUGCCCAGGAGCCCAGCCCCACCGUCUUCAGCAAGAUCCUGGACGGCUCCAUCCCAGCCGACAUCAUCUAUCAGGACGACAAGUGCGUGGCCUUCCGAGAUGUGGCCCCACAGGCUCCUGUGCAUUUCCUGGUGAUACCUAGGCACCCCAUCCCCCGCAUCAGUUGCGUGGCCGAGAGCGAUGCCCAGCUCCUGGGACACUUGCUGGUGGUGGCCAGCCUGACAGCGAAGGCGGAGGGCCUGUCGGAUGGCUAUCGUGUGGUGAUCAACGACGGGAAGCAGGGGGCCCAGUCUGUUUACCACCUCCACCUGCACGUGCUGGGAGGGCGCCAGAUGGCCUGGCCGCCCGGCUGAGAUGCUCACCCCCAUUGUGACCGGAGCUGCACCUCAAGUAAAUAAACGCCUGCAGUGAGACCA
Elgaria multicarinata webbii is the source of this 562-nucleotide messenger RNA. It is a transcript of the gene HINT2, whose product is annotated as histidine triad nucleotide binding protein 2. The transcript is spliced from 6 exons. NCBI's taxonomy places the organism in Eukaryota, Metazoa, Chordata, Lepidosauria, Squamata, Anguidae. The record is from RefSeq and is a predicted model, not a curated record. Gene Ontology annotation, molecular function: hydrolase activity. The coding region runs from base 20 to 499 and encodes 159 amino acids. Gene Ontology annotation, cellular component: mitochondrion; cytoplasm.